This is a messenger RNA of Rhizophagus irregularis DAOM 181602=DAOM 197198, 970 nucleotides long. The record is from RefSeq and is a predicted model, not a curated record. NCBI's taxonomy places the organism in Eukaryota, Fungi, Glomeromycota, Glomeromycetes, Glomerales, Glomeraceae.
AAAAAAAUACCUUGCUGGUUUCCCUGAAAAAAUUUCACGUGACUACGCCAAAGCGUUCCGGUUAUAACAAGAUUUACGAAAUUCGCCGAUCUAGGAGUUUCUUUUUUGAGCUUGCUGAUCAUAAUCAAAACACCAAUGAAAUUCAUUUGAAGAUACACACGAAUGAUUAUCAUAUGAAAACUAAACCAAUUAGUUAUAAUAACACAAGUUCGUUCCCUAAUGACAAAUAUCAAAUCAGCUGUAUGCUUACGCAUUUUUUUAUCUCACAAAGAGUUCUCCCUCGUCGUGUACAAGAUAAAUAUUUCAAUUUUCUCCGCAACAAAUUAUUGGAUAGAAUCAAGAUCAUCAAAUCACGUGCAACUAGUACAGCAAAAAGAAAUUAUUCUACAAAGACUUUUUUUAACUUUACUUAUAAGAAACGUCACUUUUACUUUGGCAUAUAUGUUCCUUGCCCUCAUGUUAACGACCCUGAACACUUUCAUAAAGAUACACAAUGUAGUAUUCUACCCCUUUGUUAUGUCACAACAUCGACGCGCAUGCGUCAUUCAUCAACAUAUAUACAAAAUCCGGCAACUACAUCAACUGAUUUUGUUAAUAAUAAGGCUUCUCAUGCCAAUUUAUUAUAUUACAGAUGGCUCGAUAGUAAAACCAAACGUAUUACCUCUAGACGACUGGGUAUUUCAUAUGACAGCAAUAUUCAUGCUAGAGACUCUCUAUCUAUCACCAAACGGGACAAUAGACAUAUGUAUCGUAAAUCUUUGUCCAACUUCAAAUAUGAUUUGAGUCCUAAUUUACGCACUCAAAAGCAACAAGAAAUAUGUUUUAAACGCACUUGCCAUCGUGUAUUUAAUAAGAUGCGAUUACCUUCCAAUCGUGAAGCUAAAAAUCAAGAUUAUUUGGCGAUAGCGCGCAAAUACCGUUUUCUAUUUUUGAAAUCUCAAUAUGUCAAAGUACCUAUUCGACAUUUACU